This is a messenger RNA of Tripterygium wilfordii, 974 nucleotides long. RefSeq lists its product as uncharacterized. The transcript has 3 exons. The record is from RefSeq and is a predicted model, not a curated record. Bases 64 to 651 code for a protein of 195 amino acids. NCBI's taxonomy places the organism in Eukaryota, Viridiplantae, Streptophyta, Magnoliopsida, Celastrales, Celastraceae.
AGAAAGAGAAGUAGAGUAAGAAUUGAAAAACAGAGUCCAGAAAACAGAGAAAGAGAGAAAAAAAUGUUGGUGAAGGAGAUUGAGGAAGUAAGCAGCUUUGAGGCACUGCCUCUACUUUCAUUGAAUCAUGUGUCUUUGUUGUGCAGAUCAGUUUGGGCUUCUGUGCAGUUUUAUGAAGAAGUUUUGGGGUUUGUUAUAAUCAAAAGGCCCUCUUCUUUCAAUUUCAAUGGAGCAUGGUUGUACAAUUAUGGGAUUGGGAUACACUUGAUUGAGAAUCCUUCAAUUGAUGAAUUUGACAUUAUCAAUGAAGAACGCCCAAUUAAUCCCAAAGACAAUCACCUUUCCUUCCAAUGCACUGAUGUUGGGAUUGUGAAGAGGAGGCUAGAAGAAAUGGGCCUGAGAUAUGUGACAGCAGUAGUAGAGGAGGAUGGAAUCAAAGUGGAUCAAGUGUUCUUCCAUGACCCAGAUGGAUAUAUGAUUGAAAUCUGCAACUGUGACAACAUCCCAAUCCUUCCAAUCUCUUCUUGCUCAAUCUUCAAACCCAGAAUGGGAAGUUACAUGGAGAAGGCAGCAACCCUAAGCCCAUGUGGGUUCAUGGAGAAUGUGAUGAUGGAGAGCUUGAGCAUGGACAUGAUGAACUUCUCAUUUUGAUAAAUUAUAGUUUUGCCCCAAAAAACAAAGUGGAAAAUCACUCUCUUUUUCUCUGUGGAAAGGACUUUUUCUUGGUUAAUAUGUUUGAUAUGGUAUUUGGGUAUUUUGCUCUAAUGGAGAGCUGGUGUUUAAUUAUGUGAGAAUUCUAAAUAAGAUUGUAAAAUUGAAGGAGUUUGUAAUAUGUGUGUAAUUUGUAAUACAAGUUUGUAAUAAGUAGGUAUAUCCAACAAAGCAAAGCCAAGAUGUGGCUUGUUAUCUUCAAAAUGGAUAUACAUAGUUUGAGCAUAUAAGAAAAUUUGUUCAUUAAUCUUUUGGUCUCUUUG